ACAGACAAGGGCUAUGCUACGAAAGUAAGCAGUGGCUUCAUGCGCCAUCAAUGCUUAACAGCCUUAGCUCCAUGGAUAACGGUUCCACCAACCCUCGCAUCACCAGUCAUGUAUGGUCGACCUACGGAGUAGUCGGUCACAAUCAGCGCCAAUGACGGAAUCCAUUGAUCGACAACUCGUUUCCGGCUGCGAUGCUCACAGCCCGGUCUCUGCAGUCAACGCCGUUCGCCAUGUCCGAUUAGUGGCACUGUGGCACGCGUCUGGACGAGCGAGUGCGUAUAUAUAGACUCCUCACGAUGGCCCUCCCUAGGCAAUCACACGAGUGCCUCUGCCAACCGUUCGAGGGCCGACAAUGCAUCUCCUCGCCCCAAUUGCUCUCUUCCUCGGUGCCGCUGCGGCCUUGCAGAGCCCGCACAAGAGGGUCGCGAAGCGGACUCCCAAGGCGCCUGUGCAUCGACAGGAGGCUCGUUCAGUCCAGGACAGCCAGAAGCCACGCUACCUAAACCCCAAGUCGCAGAAGUUCGCCGUCAAUGGCAGCGCUAUCCCCGAAGUCGACUUCGAUAUCGGCGAGUCCUAUGCAGGAACCUUGCCCAACACUCCGUCCGGCAACUCUACUCUGUUCUUUUGGUUCUUCCCAUCGGAGAAUCCCAAGGCUUCGGACGAGAUCACUAUCUGGUUGAACGGCGGUCCGGGCUGCAGUUCCCUGGACGGCUUGCUGCAAGAAAAUGGACCUUUCCUAUGGCAAUCAGGAACCUACCGUCCGAUUCGAAACCCUUACUCCUGGACCAACCUCACCAACGUAGUCUAUGUCGACCAGCCAGCCGGAACCGGUUUCUCUCCGGGACCUCCCACCGUCAACAAUGAGAUCGACGUGGCAAACCAGUUUAACGACUUUUGGAAGAACUUCAUGGACACGUUCGAGCUUCAAGGCCGCAAGGUGUACAUCACUGGCGAGAGUUACGCUGGUAUGUACGUUCCGUACAUUGCGGCCAGUAUGCUGGACAAGAACGACACCAAGUACUUCAACGUGAAGGGCAUCCAGAUUAACGACCCUUCUAUCAACGAGGACGAUACUCUGAUAUAUGCCCCUGCCGUACCGGCAUUGAACUACUUCAAGUCCGUUCUGCCGCUCAAUGAAUCUUUCAUGACCGAGAUCAACGAACGGGCCGAGAAAUGCGGCUACUUUGAUUUCCUGGACAAGGCCCUCACAUACCCGCCUACUGGCAAGCUGCCCACAGCCCCCAACUCGUCCGAGCCCGGCUGCGACGUUUGGGACGUUACCUACGCAGCCCUCCUGGACAUCAACCCCUGCUUCAACAUCUACCAUCUCACGGACUUCUGCCCGUACCUCUGGGAUGAGAUGGGCUUCCCCUCUCUGGCAGGCGGCCCGAACGACUACUUCAACCGCUCCGACGUCCAAGCCGCUAUCCACGCUCCGCCCACAGACUACUCCGUCUGCGGUGAAACGGACAUCUUCCCCAAUGGCGAUGGCUCACUUCCCAGCGCUCUCGGUCCCCUACCAAGCGUGAUCGAGCGUACCAACAACACCAUCAUCGGCCACGGAUGGUUGGACUACCUCCUCUUCAUGAACGGUACUCUCGCGACUAUCCAGAACAUGACCUGGAACGGAGCUCAGGGUUUCCAGAAACCACCUGUCGAGCCUCUCUAUGUCCCUUACCACUGGGGUCUGGCUGAGCUCGCUAAUGGAACUGUCUCGGCUCCGUUCACGCAGGAUGCUGGUGCCGGAUACCUCGGUACAGCGCACACGGAGCGUGGCCUGACUUUCACCUCUGUUUAUCUUUCUGGACAUGAAAUCCCGCAAUACGUCCCUGGUGCGGCCUACCGACAGUUGGAAUUCCUGCUUGGCAGAAUUGGAAACUUGUCUGAGCAGACGGGAUAUACGACUCUGUAAUCACUGGUUACAUUGUAGAUGAAAUAAUGUGUACAUAGAUCUACUACUGGAACUUUAUGGAGAGGUCUUCCAGCCUGCUUAGGAGAAGCAAUGUACAGUGUGGUCAUCUGGUCAGAAAUACGGAAGAACCACUAUAUAUGCAAGUAGAUGUGCCAUCUAUUCUACAUUGUGUAGUCCAGCAAC
Paecilomyces variotii is the source of this 2095-nucleotide messenger RNA. RefSeq names its product carboxypeptidase 4. The transcript is spliced from 5 exons. NCBI's taxonomy places the organism in Eukaryota, Fungi, Ascomycota, Eurotiomycetes, Eurotiales, Thermoascaceae. The record is from RefSeq and is a predicted model, not a curated record. Gene Ontology annotation, molecular function: serine-type carboxypeptidase activity. Gene Ontology annotation, biological process: proteolysis. Bases 353 to 1912 code for a protein of 519 amino acids.